This is a messenger RNA of Eucalyptus grandis, 513 nucleotides long. RefSeq names its product vegetative cell wall protein gp1-like. NCBI's taxonomy places the organism in Eukaryota, Viridiplantae, Streptophyta, Magnoliopsida, Myrtales, Myrtaceae. The record is from RefSeq and is a predicted model, not a curated record. The coding region runs from base 1 to 513 and encodes 170 amino acids. The transcript has a single exon.
AUGUCUGCAAUUCACCCGACGCCGCAGCAGCCCGCUGUUGCCGCGCCUCCACAGCCGCGAGCACCCUCGCCCGCGCUCCCGACCUCGUCGUGCCACCGCGCCGCUCUCCUCAGCCCAGCAUCCGGUGCCUUCGCCGCCCAUCUCCGCUCACCGGACGUUGCGACCGCGAUCCCGACGACCGCGCUCCCGCCCUCGCCGACGCCGCGCCGUUGCAACACCUCUGCUCCACCCGCGACGCCGCCCAUCGAUCUCCGAGCUCCGCCGCGCCUCGGCACCGCCACCUCGCUGGUCCGCUCGCCUCCGCCACGCUGCGCCACCGGUCUCGCCGCUCCGUCCGCAUUUCAACCCGACGCCCGAAACUUGCACUGCUCCCGCGCCAACGCGACACCAGCCGCCUCCGCGACCCACUCGCCUCUGCCCAACACUCAGCCGCCGCCGCGCUGCUGUCCCUGCCGCGACCCGACGCCACCGGAGCCUCCCCUGCCGCUGCUCGCCGGAGUCCCUCGCCGGUAG